Acomys russatus (golden spiny mouse) is the source of this 4023-nucleotide messenger RNA. RefSeq names its product S-phase cyclin A associated protein in the ER (gene Scaper). The transcript is spliced from 28 exons. Gene Ontology annotation, molecular function: zinc ion binding; nucleic acid binding. NCBI's taxonomy places the organism in Eukaryota, Metazoa, Chordata, Mammalia, Rodentia, Muridae. The record is from RefSeq and is a predicted model, not a curated record. The coding region runs from base 205 to 4014 and encodes 1269 amino acids.
AAUACUGCAGUAGAGUGUAAAAUAGCAUCUACAACUGGAGAAAAACAUUUUGAUAAAAGUCCCACAAAGACAAGGCACCCACGGAAAAUUGACCUAAGAGCUCGCUACUGGGCAUUUCUCUUUGACAAUCUUCGCCGGGCAGUAGAUGAAAUCUAUGUGACUUGUGAGUCCGAUCAGAGUGUGGUGGAAUGUAAGGAGGUGUUAAUGAUGCUGGAUUACUAUGUGAGAGAUUUCAAAGCAUUGAUUGACUGGAUUCACCUUCAGGAAAAGUUAGAGAAGACAGAUGCGCAAAGCAGACCAACCUCACUGGCAUGGGAAGUAAAGAAGAUGUCUCCAGGACGUCAUGUGAUUCCAAGCCCAUCGACAGAUAGAAUGAAUGCAACGUCAACUGCAAGAAGAAGCUUAAAUUUUGGGAAUUUACCUGGUGCAGUAACUGCCCCAUGUCUGGCUCCCACAGGUGUCAGUUGGGCAGACAAGGUAAAGGCGCAUCAUACUGGUUCUGCCACUCCUGAUGGAACACCUGCUCAGCCCUGUGUGCCAGUGACAGUGCAGAAGACUUCCCGAAAAAAUGAACGGAAAGAUGCCGAGGGAUGGGAGACUGUUCAGAGAGGACGGCCAGUUCGUUCCCGGUCAACAGCAGUGAUGCCAAGAGUUUCACUAGUGACAGAAACCUUAAGGUCAAAGGAUGACAGUGAUAAGGAAAACGUAUGCCUUUUACCUGAAGAAAGGGCACAGAAAGGGGAACUUGUGGAAGACAGAUGUUCUACAGUGGACUCUCUGCGCAAAGACUCAUUACACUCUUCUGACCAUCCUCUCUCUGAGAGAACUCAGUUCACAGUGAGUAUAUUGGAUGAUGUCAAGAAUUCUGGUAGUGUUCAAGACAGUUCAGUGCAUACUUCUGAAAUACCAGACAUUCACAAUGAUGCAGUAUGUGUUGCCGUUACUCAACCAGCCACCACAGCAUUACCAACAGACAAAGACAAGGUUCCAGUAGAGAAAGCAGGAAUGGUGACUGAGACGGACCCUUCAGAUAUUUCAAAUGUGAGUGCUGCUGACUUGUCCAUGGCAGAAGUCCUCGCUAAAAAAGAAGAGCUAGCAGAUCGACUAGAAAAGGCCAAUGAAGAAGCCAUUGCGAGUGCCAUUGCUGAAGAGGAACAGUUAACUAGAGAAAUUGAAGCUGAAGAAAACAAUGAGAUUAACAUCGAGACUGACAACGACAGUGACUUUUCUGCCAGCGUGGGCAGCGGGAGUCUUUCUUUCUGUGGCAUGUCUCUGGACUGGAACGAUGUUCUCGCAGACUACGAAGCUCGUGAAUCGUGGCGUCAAAAUACUUCCUGGGGGGAUAUUGUCGAAGAAGAGCCUGCUAGACUUCCAGGGCAUGGAAUUCACAUGCAUGAAAAACUUUCUUCACCAUCUCGUAAAAGGACUAUUGCAGAAUCUAAGAAGAAAUAUGAAGAGAAGCACAUGAAAGCUCAACAGUUAAGGGAAAAGCUCCGAGAAGAGAAGACACUAAAGCUUCAAAAGUUGUUAGAAAGGGAGAAAGAUGUCCGAAAGUGGAAGGAAGAAUUACUUGAUCAGCGGCGUAGGAUGAUGGAAGAGAAGCUACUUCAUGCUGAAUUUAAACGAGAGGUACAGCUACAAGCAAUUGUGAAGAAAGCCCAAGAGGAAGAAGCUAAGGUAAAUGAGAUUGCCUUCAUAAAUACCCUUGAAGCUCAGAAUAAACGCCAUGAUGUUCUAUCAAAAUUGAAGGAAUAUGAGCAGAGGCUUAACGAGUUGCAAGAAGAGCGUCAGAGGAGACAAGAAGAAAAGCAAGCUCGUGACGAGGCUGUGCAGGAACGCAAGAGAGCCCUUGAGGCAGAACGGCAGGCCCGUGUAGAGGAGUUGUUGAUGAAGAGGAAAGAGCAAGAAGCCCGAAUUGAGCAACAAAGGCAAGAGAAGGAAAAAGCCCGUGAAGAUGCAGCUCGGGAAAGAGCUAGGGACAGGGAAGAACGGUUGGCGGCACUCACAGCAGCACAGCAAGAAGCUAUGGAAGAGCUGCAGAAAAAAAUUCAGCUCAAGCAUGAUGAAAGCAUUCGAAGGCACAUGGAACAGAUUGAGCAAAGGAAAGAAAAAGCUGCUGAGUUAAGCAGUGGGCGGCAUGCGAAUACUGAUUAUGCCCCUAAACUGACCCCUUAUGAGAGGAAGAAGCAGUGUUCUCUCUGUAAUGUCCUGAUUGCUUCUGAAGUUUAUCUCUUUAGCCAUAUUAAAGGGAAAAAACAUCAACAAGCUGUGAGAGAGAAUAGCAGUAUCCAGGGGCGUGAACUUUCAGAUGAAGAAGUGGAACAUCUGUCUUUGAAGAAGUAUGUUGUUGAUAUUGUGAUUGAAAGUACAGCUCCACCAGAACCUGUGAAAGAUGGAGAAGAGAGGCAAAAGAAUAAGAAAAAAGCUAAAAAGAUAAAAGCACGGAUGAACUCCAGGGCUAAAGAAUAUGAGAGUUUAGUGGAAACCAAAAAUUCUGGCUCUGAUUCACCUUAUAAAGCAAAGCUCCAAAGAUUAGCCAAAGAUCUUGUAAAACAACUUCAAGCACAAGACAGUGGUUCCUGGGCGAACAAUAAGGCUUCAGCUUUGGAUCGGACCCUUGGUGAGAUUGCUAGGAUAUUGGAGAAAGAGAAUGUAGCAGAUCAGAUUGCAUUUCAAGUUGCUGGUGGACUAACAGCCCUUGAACACAUCCUUCAAGUAGUGGCUCCCGCCACAAACAUGAGCACGGUUUCGCGAAUUCCUCCUAAGUCUCUCUGCAAUGCAAUCAAUGUUUACAGCCUCACCUGCAAUAACUGUUCAGAAAACUGCACUGAUGUUCUGUUUAGUAACAAGAUUACCUUCUUAAUGGAUCUCCUGAUACACCAACUGACGGUUUAUGUUCCAGAUGAAAAUAAUCCUGUUUUGGGAAGAAACACAAAUAAACAAGCUUUUGAAGGCUUGACAACUGGACUUCUCAGGACCGGUGCUAUGGUUUUUAGUUGUCUGAUUGCCAGCCGACCAGAUGAAAACAGCCGGCCAGGUACACCAAAAAUAACAACACAGGAAAUGAAAAACAAACCCUCACAAGGUGAUGCUUUUAACAGUCGAGUUCAAGACCUUAUCAGCUAUGUGGUGAACAUGGGUCUGAUCGACAGACUUCAUGGCUGCUUCCUCUCAGUGCAAGGCCCAGUGGAUGAGAAUCCCAAGAUGGCCACGUUUCUGCAGCAUGCCGCAGGAUUUUUACGUGGACUGUGUCUGCUCUGCUUUGCUGUCACUGGAAGGACCUACAGCAUAUUUGACAAUAAUCGCCAGGAUCCCACAGGGCUGACAGCCGCUCUUCAGGCCACAGACUUGGCUGGAGUUCUACACAUGCUCUACUGUAUCCUCUUUCACGGCACCAUCUCAGACCCCGGCACUGCCAGUCCCAAGGACAGUUAUGCCCAGAACACCAUCCAAGUAGCCAUUCAGAGUUUACGUUUCUUCAACAGUUUCGCAGUUCUUGAUUUGCCUGCUUUUCAGUCUGUUGUAGGAGCUGAGGGCUUGUCCCUUGCAUUUCGGCACAUGGCUAGCUCCCUUCUGGGCCACUGCAGCCAAGUCUCCUGUGAAAGCCUCCUUCAUGAGGUCAUCGUCUGUGUGGGCUACUUCACUGUCAACCACCCAGAUAACCAGGUAAUUGUACAGUCCGGCCGCCACCCGACGGUGCUGCAGAAGCUCUGCCAGCUGCCCUUCCAGUAUUUCAGUGAUCCAAGGCUCAUCAAAGUGCUGUUCCCUUCGCUCAUCGCCGCUAGUCACAACAACCCCCAGAACAGGCUCAUUCUGGAGCAAGAGAUGAGCUGUGUGCUACUGGCCACAUUCAUCCAGGACUUUGCACAGACGCCAGGUCAUGUGGAUAACCAGUCUUCCCAUCCCAAAGGAAAACUUGGGAACCUUGGGGACUACCUGGAACUGGCUAACAGAUUUCCUCAGCAGGCCUGGGAAGAAGCCCGGCAAUUUUUCUUGAAAAAAGAGAAAAAAUAAAUGUUGUUU